This is a messenger RNA of Colletotrichum gloeosporioides, 1194 nucleotides long. RefSeq names its product Alpha-ketoglutarate-dependent sulfonate dioxygenase. The record is from RefSeq and is a predicted model, not a curated record. The coding region runs from base 1 to 1194 and encodes 397 amino acids. The transcript has a single exon. Gene Ontology annotation, cellular component: cytoplasm. Lineage: Eukaryota; Fungi; Ascomycota; Sordariomycetes; Glomerellales; Glomerellaceae. Gene Ontology annotation, molecular function: 2-oxoglutarate-dependent dioxygenase activity.
AUGGCGCCCUCAGCCACGACUACAUCACCUGUCCCCGGCCCUGCAGAGCCUCUGGCGACCAAGCUCGUCACGCGACCCGUCAAGGAAGAUGGUUCUGCACUGUAUCCUGAGUUCAUGCCCUUCUAUGACCCUCUGGAAAAGGUAGAAGACAUCGGGUCUUUCGAGCACUUCGACCCCGGUCAUCGCGCUGACCCAAGGCUCCCCAAUCUUCUCUCAACAGCAACCAAGGUCAUUGACCUCUCGCCCCAUGUGGGCACUGAGAUCGAGGGAGUCCAGCUGUCGCAGCUGUCAACUGAAGGACUGGAUGAACUCGCGCUUCUCGCUGCCAAGCGUGGUGCCUUAGUCUUUCGCAACCAGGACUUCCGCGACAUCGGCUUCGAACGCCAGAAGCAGAUCGUGCGCCACUUCGGCCCACUGCACAUCCAUGGAUGGGCGCCACAUCCUGCUGCUGGCUCUGAGGAGCACAUGAUCAUCUAUGAUCAUAAAGAGGAUCUUCGUGUGCGCAAGUCUUGGAGGGGUCGCAGCCCUGUGCAAUGGCACACCGACCAGUCCCCCGAGCCUCAACCUCCUGGUACCACCUUCAUCUGCAUGCUCGAGUCACCUUCUGCCGCUGGCGGUGACACACUUGUGAGCUCUAGCGUUCAAGCUUUCAAGGCUUUGUCACCCAAGUUCAGGAAGAGGCUGGAGGGGUUGACUGCUAUCCAUUCCAAUAACGAUGGUGUCACCCAGGAGCUGAAGAACGGCCAAAACGCAGUAAUGAGGAGGCAGCAACUGGUUCAAGAACACCCUGUCGUCAUCGUUCAUCCCGUUACCAGAGAGAAGGCACUAUGUAAGUUCACUUCAGGAUGUGAUACGAUAUUUGCUGACAAAGACUUGGAAGAUGUCAAUCCCGUCUACACGAAGAAGAUCGUUGGGUUCGACCAGGAGGAAUCGGAUUACCUCCUGAACUUUUUGUUCGAUCACAUCGCUAAGAGACAGGAUUUCCAGUGUCGUGUCCGUUAUGAGGCUGGUACCGUUCUCAUCUGGGAUCAGCGUGUCACGAACCACUCUCAGACUCUUGACUACCCUGCUGGCGAGCGCAGGCAUGCUUUCCGUCUGACUCCAUUGGCGAACAAGCCUAUCCCAGCGAAGGUUGAGGAGGACGAUGGUGAAUGUGAGAAAGACUUCGGACGGGUCUCUCUUGGACUCUGCUAG